Solanum dulcamara is the source of this 1778-nucleotide messenger RNA. RefSeq lists its product as uncharacterized. NCBI's taxonomy places the organism in Eukaryota, Viridiplantae, Streptophyta, Magnoliopsida, Solanales, Solanaceae. The transcript has 4 exons. The record is from RefSeq and is a predicted model, not a curated record. Bases 74 to 1240 code for a protein of 388 amino acids.
CGAAUUUUGUUCUUCACAUUUCUGUCUGGAAAACCUUAAACGACAACUUUGUGAUUAGUUCAAGGAAACAGCAAUGGAUGCCGACCAGAGAUUAACAGCCUUGGAAAAGGCCUAUAUGGAUGUAGUAUUGAACACAGAGAAGGAGGCAGCGACGAGAAUUAUGGUGUCGGAACAGAAAGCUCAAUGUUUUCGGGAGGAGCUCCAAGUGGUGAAAGAAAAGGGGCUAAUGACGCUGAUGAAGCUCAAAGAGAUGAUGGAUUCUAAGAUUAUUGAAGCAGAGUUGACAUCGUUGAGUCAACAGAGGAAGAUUGAAGAACUUGAAGCUCAACUUGAGGAAGCAGAAGAUAUUGUAAGUGAUCUCAGGGUUGAGUUGAGAGAAGUUCAAGCUGAACUUGAGAAAGUCACCAGGAAAGAGAAAGAAGAAAAGCAAUCACAGGAUGUUGAUACUACUAAUCCUAGAGAACUAACAAAGGAGAACACAGUUGUAUUGCCUUCAGAAUCUCAGGAUAAUUCAGUGAGAACUUCUAAUAUGGAGGUCGACAGUAUGAACCAGAAACUUGAGGGCUACCAUUCUGGUCAUACAAAGAUUAACACAGGAAAUUGUUUUGUUGCUAGUUCGGAUUUACCCUCUAUAAGUUUGAGAGGCAAAGCACUAGAGUUAUACCAAAAUGGACAUACACAGAUAAUUCAUGCUGCUGAAGGAAAUCCAUUGCAUAGGGAAGUCGGUCAUUACAAAACAUUUUCCAAACAUUCUUCAAAGAUGGAAAGCAUGCCAACUAAUAAUUUCUUGAUAGAUGAUUCAACUGCAGCGAGAGGCAAUGCUUCUAGUGAAGAUACUUCUGAGAUGGUCCAAGGAUUGUCCACAGGAAAAGGUGAACAAGACAUGGAGCUGGGACAUGCAGAAAGUUCUGAUAAUAAACCUCAGUCUAUUGAGGCUUCUGAUGUUCAUCAUGCAAGAGAUGAGCAUGAGCAGUUGACGGGAAAGAUGGAUCUUUCAGAAGAAGAUAUUGACAAUGUUUGCAAUCAGUUGCUCUUUAUAAAAAAACUUUGCAAUAAGCUGUUAAAUUCAGAAUCAAAAGCAUCCGAUGUAAAAAAUAGGGUCUCUAACCAACCUCUAAAUGAUAGAGUGUUUAAGUACACAUACCAAAGAAAGAGGACCAGAGAAUUGUUGAGUGUACCUGAUGAAAAAGCUUCAAUUGCAAAGAACUCUCAAAGAAAAAGAAUGUGUGAAACUACAUAGUCUUCUCGAGACACAGGAUGAGUUCAGUGACAGAAUCAUCUCAGUACAGUUGGCAAAUGGCAUUUGGUUGCUCAACAGCUAAUGUGUCUGUCUAAGAAGUGCUCGUGAAAUUGUGUGUGUCAUGUCUUCUGUGCUAGAAAAUAAGGAAUGUCUUCUGUCAACUAUCUCUGAGAUCCAGCUUCUGGAUAUCAUGUCACUAAGGAUGGAGGUUUAUGAGUGAGAUGCACCAUCCAAUUGAUAGUUUACAGGCAUGGCAGAGACAUAACUAGCCUUAAAAGCACUGGAUUCAUGUGAAGGCAAUAACUUUUGCCCAAAUCAUGUAUUUGUAUCAAGAAAUCGAACUAAUUAGUGAAUCAAGUUUUUAUUGUAUAUUAACUUGAGAUAACUGGAGGAACUUGUUAACUUCAAUUCUUGGAUCCACCUUUGUUAUCCAGUAGGUUAACUAUCAUUAUUCUAUUGUUUGAAUUUGGAUGCUGUCCUUGUACAGUAUGUAGCUUUCAACUCAAUGAUGUUCAUCUUUCCUGUUUAAGUAGUUUAA